AUGGAUAUUUUUAUUUAUCUAUAUAACGUGGGUGAUUCCUAUAAAAUUUUAAUUGAUAAAAAUAGGUUGCAAAUUAAAAAUGAGUUAAAAUAUGAAAGAGUAUUAACAGAGGGUGAUAUAGGAGGAAAAAAGCAAAGUUACGGUGAAGAAUGCCUAGAAGAAUGUCCAUUGGAUAAUAAAAAAAACAAAUGGGAAAAUCCAGUUCGAUACGAGAAUCCGUACGAUAAUUGGAAUAAAGUCAUUACUCCAUUUUUGCGGGAGGAAUUUAAUAAAGAAACAGGCGGAAUGGACCCUGAAUGGAGAGAACAAAAAUGGAAUAAUGAAUGGAAUAAUAUUUCAGCGAACAAAGUUAAUGAAUUAUCUUCAAUAUAUAUGCGAAGUAUUCCAAAAAAAGAUAAAGAAAAAUUAAUUUGUUGUGUUGAGCAGAAACUCUUCACACUAUUUGUGGAAUUUUUAGACAAAUGUAAGAAAGAGAUGAGAGACAAUAAAACAGAAUCCGAAUCUAAGAAAGAAAAAUUAAAAAAAAUUUUGCAUUUGGAGAAAUUAUAUUUUACAAUUAUAAAAGAAAUAAUAAUUAAAAAUAUAACUUAG
Plasmodium gallinaceum is the source of this 591-nucleotide messenger RNA. RefSeq names its product fam-g protein. Bases 1 to 591 code for a protein of 196 amino acids. The record is from RefSeq and is a predicted model, not a curated record. The transcript has 2 exons. Lineage: Eukaryota; Apicomplexa; Aconoidasida; Haemosporida; Plasmodiidae.